AUGCAUGAUGAGACAACAAUUAUAACUGGAGCACUUGAGCUCACUGAGAAAGAAGCUAAAGAUGCCAUGACUCCAAUAUCUGAAACAUUUUCAAUUGAUAAUAAUGCCAAGCUUGACAGCUAUGAUUUUCUGCUUUCGGUCAAGAAUUUAUUGACUGUUCACCCUGUAGAUGAAUUGCCUGUGAAGAGUGUCACUAUACGAAGGAUUCCGAGGUAUCUUAUACAACAACAACAACAACAGAACCCAAUUCCACACCCUCUAUUUAUGCCUGCCUGCCAUUUUGAUAUUUAUUGCUUAAUACUUUUUUCUUUAUCCGUUUGUUUCUCUCUUAAAAUAGGCCCUUUGCCAGAAGUGAAGGUCGACAUUGAUGGUGAGAAACAGCCACAAGAUAAUGCUUUACGACGUAAACGUUCACUGAAAAAGUGGAAGAGCUUUCCUGCUACACCUAAUUCUUUUAAAAGUGGUCCUCGGAGCAGGAAGUGGUCAAAGGAUAUGGAUUCAGAAAUCCUACAUCUAAAUGGCAACCCACCCCCAACACUCCCCGAAGAAGAAGGGUCUGUUGCCAUAAUAACUAUUGAAGAUGUCAUUGAAGAGCUUUUUUACAGGAGGAGAUCUUCGACGAGACGGACCAUCAUUACAAGGACUCAUGAUAAUCGCCUUGCCUUGUUGUGA
Hibiscus syriacus is the source of this 672-nucleotide messenger RNA. Its product is annotated as DUF21 domain-containing protein At4g33700-like. The transcript has 5 exons. Lineage: Eukaryota; Viridiplantae; Streptophyta; Magnoliopsida; Malvales; Malvaceae. The record is from RefSeq and is a predicted model, not a curated record. Gene Ontology annotation, cellular component: intracellular membrane-bounded organelle. Gene Ontology annotation, biological process: magnesium ion homeostasis. The coding region runs from base 1 to 672 and encodes 223 amino acids.